Colletotrichum costaricense is the source of this 1440-nucleotide messenger RNA. RefSeq lists its product as uncharacterized. NCBI's taxonomy places the organism in Eukaryota, Fungi, Ascomycota, Sordariomycetes, Glomerellales, Glomerellaceae. The record is from RefSeq and is a predicted model, not a curated record. The transcript has 3 exons. The coding region runs from base 1 to 1440 and encodes 479 amino acids.
AUGGCUGAGCAUACACAGGGACGCUUCAUGGUCAUCGAGGACAGUGAGGCAGAAUCUCCCAACAGCAUGCCAGAAGAUGAGCCCCGCGAGGGCAGGAUUCCGCAACCAACGAAUACCGACACCCCUCAAGAGCAGAUGCCACUUUCGUUUGGGGAACGUCUAGCAGCCCAGCCUCCCCGCCGCCAUCGAACUUUUCGCAAAAGCUUUUUCAGCAAGAACCUCGAGGUUAUCAGAUGGGAGAAAAAGAAUGUGAGCCGCGAUGACUCGAUGUCAUAUUAUCAAGAGCACACCUUCGUCAUCGUUGGCAAAGCGAGGGCCGCGCUACAAGCACAGCGCAUUGAAGAGCUUACAAGUCGCCUUCGGAAAUGUGAGGAAGACAAUCAAGAACUUGAAAAGUGCCUGAUAGGGGCAAGUGAUGAAGCAGCCGACAUGGAGAAGAAACUAGCGUGGGCACUUGAGAGGGCCGCUGAUGCUGAAGCAGAGCUGGCCCAGCGAGAGUCGGAUCAUCGAGAUGCCAUGGACAAUCUCGAGAAGGGGUACCAUAAGCUUUCCGGGCGGAUUGAGAAACUCGAGUCCCGACUUGAAGAAUGUGAGGUCGCGAAAUUGAAGACUCAACCUCUUGCGAACUCUAGCAAGGUCUCGGACGAAUUGAUCACGGCCAUAUGGGCGAAAAUGCAGUACAACAUCAACUACCUUGCCAAUCACGUUCUCACCGGCUGUCCCUCAGAGGGAGACCUGAAAGACGGCUGCAUCAAUGACUCCUGUUUUCUCAGUUCCGAUGGCAUCAAUGAUUACAUCGACCAGCUCCAAGACGAGGACAUGAGGCCCUUCGUUGUGGCACACUACCUUUGGAAGACUGUCAUAGGACGAUUCUUCGACCUCGGGGUAGACGGAAGUUACGAAAAGACUUGGGCCGGCACAAUCGGAAUGAGCUUCAUUACCUGCUUCGAGAAGUUACUAGCAUUAUGCAACCGCAGGCAACUGGACCCAACGAAGAUCCUACACGGCAAAGCUGAGAUUGGAGAGAUGAUCAAUCAGAUGAUUGGCGUCGACCAGGCGGAGAUGCUGAGGGUGGUACAGAUGGAGAUGGUAGCCUUCUUCAGAUUUGUUCCCAAUGAGUGUCCCGAUUACAAAGCAAAGAACGAAAAGCUUGAGAGAUACAUCCUCAAGAUAUUCGACGAUGCGGUGCAGCUCCGCGGGAUCUUCAUGGCUUCCAGAGCUUACUUCUACCCGAAAUGGUACAAGGAGAUGGCGGGUGGAGCCCGCAUUCGUUUCGACGACAAGUCUAUGGAAGCCGAGGGCUGGGAGAAGGAACCGCUCGGUGAUGGGAACAUCGUGCUAUGCAACAUCUCGCCGGGCCUGGUGAAGGUUGGCACCGCUGAUGGCAACAGCUAUGACUCCGAUCUACUGCUUGUCAAGGCGAGGGUUGUCUGUGACUAG